This is a messenger RNA of Medicago truncatula (barrel medic), 3588 nucleotides long. RefSeq names its product TMV resistance protein N. The record is from RefSeq and is a predicted model, not a curated record. Gene Ontology annotation, biological process: signal transduction; defense response. The transcript has 5 exons. Gene Ontology annotation, molecular function: ADP binding. The coding region runs from base 43 to 3333 and encodes 1096 amino acids. Lineage: Eukaryota; Viridiplantae; Streptophyta; Magnoliopsida; Fabales; Fabaceae.
ACACUCAUCCACAUUCUUACUUCCUUUUUAUUCUCUACUGUCAUGGCUAUGCUUCAAUCAUCCAUCUCUUCCUCCUCUUCCUUCUCCUAUGGAUUCACCUAUCACGUGUUCCUUAGCUUUAGAGGUUGUGACACUCGCUAUGGUUUUACUGGAAAUCUCUACAGAGCUCUUUGUGACAAGGGAAUCCGCACCUUCAUCGAUGACAGAGAGCUUCAAGGAGGUGACGAAAUAACACCAUCACUUUUCAAGGCCAUUAAAGAGUCUAGGAUUUUCAUUCCCGUCUUGUCUAUCAACUAUGCUUCUUCUUCAUUUUGCUUGAACGAACUUGUCCACAUCAUUCACUGCUUCGAGGAAUAUGGGCGCCUAGUUUUGCCAAUUUUCUAUGACGUGGAACCUUCUCACGUGCGACAUCAAGAUGGAAGUUAUGGUAAAGCACUUGCCGAGCAUAUUGAGAGGUUCCAAAAUAGCAAGGAUAGCAUAGAGAGGUUGCAGAAAUGGAAGACAGCUCUUACUCAGACUGCUAACUUCUCUGGCCACCAUUUCAAUACUAGGAAUGGAUAUGAAUGCGAGUUUAUUGAGAAGAUAGUCAAAUAUGUAUCUAACAAGAUCAAUCAUGUUCCUUUAUAUGUUGCCGAUUACCCUGUUGGUAUCGAAUCUAGGGUCCUAAAAGUAAAUUCACUUCUGGAUGUUAGAUCUAAUGGUGAAGUUCAGAUGCUAGGGAUCUACGGAAUUGGAGGAAUGGGAAAGACAACACUUGCUAGAGCAGUUUUUAAUUCCAUAGCCGAUCAAUUUGAUGAUUUGUGUUUUCUUCACGACGUAAGGGAAAAUUCAGCUAAAUAUGGUUUAGAGCAUCUGCAGGGAAAACUUCUUUCCAAAUUAGUUGAAUUGGACAUUAAGUUAGUAGAUGUCAACGAGGGAAUUCCAAUCAUAAAGCAAAGGCUUCACCGAAAGAAGGUUUUGUUGAUUCUCGAUGAUGUUCACGAGCUGAAGCAAUUACAGGUUUUGGCUGGAGGACUUGAUUGGUUUGGUCCUGGUAGUAAAGUGAUCAUUACCACUCGAGACGAACAAUUGCUAGCAGGUCAUGGGAUUGAAAGAGCAUAUGAAAUAGAUAAGUUAAAUGAGAAAGAAGCUCUUGAAUUGUUGAGGUGGAAUGCUUUCAAAAAUAACAAAGUCAAUCCAAAUUUCGACAACGUUUUACACCUUGCAGUAACUUAUGCUUCAGGCCUUCCAUUGGCCUUAGAAGUAGUGGGUUCGAACUUGUUUGGAAAGAAUAUAGGAGAAUGGAAAUCUGCAUUAAAUCAGUAUGAAAGGAUUCCCAUUAAAAAGAUCCAAGAGAUACUUAAAGUAAGCUUUGAUGCUUUGGAGGAAGAUGAGAAGAAUGUUUUUCUCGACAUUUCUUGUUUCUUAGAAGGAUGUGAUUUAAAAGAAGUUGAAGAUAUACUUCAUGCUCAUUAUGGUAGCUGCAUGAAACAUCAAAUUAGAGUGUUGCAUGAAAAAUCUCUCAUAAAGAUCAAAUGGUACCAGGGGAAUUAUGUUGUGACGUUACAUGCCUUGAUAGAGAAAAUGGGUAAAGAAAUUGUCCGCAAAGAGUCUCCAAAAGAGCCUGGAAGACGUAGUAGGUUAUGGUUCCAUAAAGAUAUAAUUUAUGUCUUAGAAGAAAAUAAGGGAUCAAGUGAAAUUGAAAUUAUAUAUUUGGAAUUCCCGUUAUGUGAGAAAGAGGUGGUAGAUUGGAAGGGAGAUGAACUCAAGAAGAUGCAAAACCUCAAAACACUUAUUGUUAAGAAUGGUAGCUUUUCCAAAGGUCCUAAACAUCUUCCUAACAGUUUGAGAGUAUUGGAAUGGCGUAAAUAUCCUUCACGGUUCGUACCAUCUGAUAUUUUCCCGAAGAAACUUUCUAUAUGCAAACUACAGCAAAGUGACUUUACAUCAUUCGAGUUGCGUGGGACAAUCAAGAGGUUUGUGAAUAUGAGAGAGUUAAAUCUAGACAAAUGUCAAUAUUUAACACGGAUACAUGACAUCUCCGAUCUCCCAAAUUUAGAAAUAUUUUCAUUUAAAAAUUGUAAGAAUUUAAUUGAAAUUCACAAAUCUGUCGGGUUCCUAAAUAAACUUGAAAUCUUGAACGCGGAAGGUUGCAGCAAGCUCACGAGUUUCCCACCUCUGAAGUCGACCUCUCUUCAAGAACUGAGGCUUUCAUAUUGUGAGAGUCUUAAGACUUUUCCAGAAAUAUUAGGAGAGAUGAAGAAUAUAACACGUAUUCGUUUGUUUGACACUUCCAUCGAAAAACUGCCUGUUUCAUUUCAAAAACUCACGGGGCUUCUUAACUUAAUUAUAAUAGGAAAUGGAAUGCUUAGAUUGCCAAGUAGUAUUUUUAGGAUGCCAGCUCUGUCAAAAAUAAAUUUUGAGGAUUGUCUACUUCCAAAGAAAAAUGAUAAAUUGAGUUCCAUGGUGUUUACAAGCCGAGCAGUAGACAUCGAAUACAUUGAAUUGAUAAAAUGCAACUUAUCAGAUAAAUUUCUUCCAAUACUUGUCAUGUGGUCUGCUAAUGUGAAAACUUUAGACCUAUCAGGAAAUAAUUUCACAAUUCUUCCGGAAUGCAUGAAAGAUUGUCGCUUUUUGUGGUUUCUUAAAUUGGAUGAUUGCAAGUGCCUUCGAGAAAUUAGAGGGAUUCCACCAAAUGUAAAACACUUGUCUGCAAUACGCUGCAAAUCAUUGACUUCCUCGUGCAAACACAUGCUAUUGAAUCAGGAUAUGCAUGAGGCUGGACAAACCAUGUUUUGUUUGCCGGGAUUUGCAAGGAUUCCAGAGUGGUUUGAGCACCAAAACAUGGGACAUACGAUUUCUUUUUGGUUUCGUAACAAGCUCCCUUCCACGGCUCUCUUUUUUUCUACUAAAUCAGUUGCUACAUCCAGGACUAAUAAUUUUGAUAUUGAUAUACCCACUCUAAUCAUCAACGACAAUAUAAAUGGUUUUCCAGUUCUGAUGAUUGAUUUUGGUCUAAUGUCGACUCAUCAUAUAUAUUUGUGUGAUAUGAAACUGGGAUUUACUCAAAUCCACAGCAUGGAGAAAAUAAUUUUAGAAAAUGAAUGGAUCCAUGCAGAGGUUACAUGUGAACAUCCGAAGGUGGAACCACUAACAGAAAUUGGAAUCCAUUUUUUCAAACAGAAAAAUAACAUGGAUGAUAUUCAAUUCACCAAUCCUUAUGAAAAGAUAAAAUUAAAUGAUAAUGAUGAUGAUGGUGAUGAUGUUUUUUAUGAAGUUGACGAUGUUCUAGAUGAUGAUAAUGAUGGUGUCUUUUAUGAUGUUGAUGAUGAAGACGACCACCAUUCACAAUAGUUCAGGCCAAUCACAAGACCACCCAUUGGUGCAAAAGCAUAGAUAAAUUUGUGAAUGAUGAAUUCAACGACCACGGUGUCAACACUCAUAUUAUAAAUAUGUAAUUUUAAUUCUGUGUGCUUAUUUAUUAAGCAUAGAUAGAAAUUCAGUUUGCACUUGUUGUAAGUUCUGUAACGGUGAUUGCAUAGAAAUAGCUAUAUAAUACUGGAGAUUGGAGAUUUUACUAUGAAGUUAGGACCUUUCUACCAUUUUGGA